CCCAGGCUUUGGAAGAACUAUUCUUUAUCUGGGACUUCGCAAGCUGACGAGUGUCUUGGUUGAAAGGGCUACUGUCACUCAUACAGGCAUGCAUCAUGGAUACUUUUUUCGAGCCAAUAAGCUUACAUUAAUUGGUGCUGAGCAAGUGGGCUUUUUAGACUGCCACUGGAAUGGAGGGUACAUGACAAUUGGCAGUUCAGUUGCCCUUUUUUCCAGUUAGGCAGUUACAGAGCGAGGAAAGGCGAAAACCAUGAAACAUACCAACGGCGACAAUCAUCGGCGCAUUUCCUGCACCGAGUCACGAAGACGAUAAGCACGGAUAAAGUGGUCAAAUAGUGGCAAUCAUUGAAGCCUUGGCGAGCAGAAGUAACUCACCAGGACAUCAAUUCGGUCAAUAAUCAUAUGUUGUCAAAAUAUUCCACAUGGCAGCGGUAAGGCAGUAACAAUGUGUAGUUUACAUGCAUAUUUACCAUGGUUUAACAUUGGGAAUCGUGAUAAAAAAUGAGUUAUGAACUAAGCGUGUGCCAUUGUAUGUCAUUCAUAUGAGAUCGAGGUGGCUGGCUAUAUAUAAAGGCCGAAGAAGCUUCAGGAAAGAAGUGCCCCCACUCACUUGAAGCAGGACCGGUGACAGUGAGGCAGCAAGCGUGGAUCAUCCGAGCGGAAGCGGAAGCGCUCGCCCUCCUCCAGCUCCGGGAAACCGUCGCGAGAAGAGAGGCUCGUCUCCUCCUCCGCCGCCGCCACCGGAGCGACCACGAGGUGACGACCAUGGCGUGCUGGAGGUUCUCCGUGAGGCGGCGGCGCAAACGACGACGACGAGCUAUGCGGAGUAUGAGUUCGCCGUCAUGGUGGCGGCGCUCACGCACGUCAUCAGCUCCGGGCGGCCGGCGACCAUCACCGGUGGUGCAACCGUGUCCGGGCAGCAAGCAGUGGCGCGCCAACACAGUGGUCCUCAGGACGGGGCGUCGACGUCGUCUACAUCGUCCGAGCAGCAUCACCAGCAGACUGUCGUCGAGCGUCCACGCUACCGCGGCGUGCGCCAGCGGCCGUGGGGCAAAUGGGCGGCGGAGAUCCGCGACCCCGUGAAGGCUGCGCGGGUGUGGCUGGGCACCUUCGACACGGCCCAGGACGCCGCCCGCGCCUACGACGCCGCUGCGCUCCGCUUCAAGGGUGCCAAGGCCAAGCUCAACUUCCCCAGGGCCGGUGCUGUAGCUGUACACGCCGGCACACCACCCCGCCACACCACCGGACAGUUGGUACGUGAACAGCCCGGGCCAGCACGAGGCGCGGCAUUGCCGUUGACGCUGCCGCUGCCGCCGCAGCAGCGGCCACCCAUGGUGCUCGUCCAUCCGCAGAGCAACACCUCGGCGGCAGCUCGGGAGGAGUUCCCGGACCUCCUUCAGUACGCGCACAUACUGCAGAGCGGCGACGUGGACCUGCGGGCUGUUGCGGCUGGCAGGUUAACGCCAGGGCAGUCGUCGUCCUCGACGCCGGUGCGCCACUCGGGGUCGCCUCCGCCUCCGCCUCCGCCUCCGCAGGAGGAUCGGUCACAAGGCGAGGGAAGUGCAGGCCCUAGCGGGCCUAACCGCUAACUAACUAGCUCUGAUCAUCGUGUACGUGGAAGGAAAACAAGUUUUUUUUUCUUGUCCUUCUUUUUCACCAAAAUGAUAGACAGAGAAGGCUACAACAGCCUGUGGCUGGCUAGCAUGUACCUCGCGGGUACGCUGCAUGAUGUCAUUGUACUGUAUACUUAUGUAUAGGUUAGCAUGACUAAAUAUUAGAAUGUUGUUCUCUAUGCCCUUGGCGUACCGUCGAACGUAACUUCAUGAACGGUGUUUGGGUCAAUGAACCCAAUGUCAUAGAGCUUGCCUCUUU
Messenger RNA from Lolium perenne, 1872 nucleotides. RefSeq lists its product as uncharacterized. The record is from RefSeq and is a predicted model, not a curated record. Gene Ontology annotation, biological process: regulation of DNA-templated transcription; ethylene-activated signaling pathway. Lineage: Eukaryota; Viridiplantae; Streptophyta; Magnoliopsida; Poales; Poaceae. Gene Ontology annotation, molecular function: DNA binding; DNA-binding transcription factor activity.